Molecule: messenger RNA, 2595 nt
Organism: Schistosoma turkestanicum
Lineage: Eukaryota; Metazoa; Platyhelminthes; Trematoda; Strigeidida; Schistosomatidae
Source: the annotation of a GenBank genome assembly
CGGUACUGUAAGAACGAUAAUCAAGCAUAAGAAGGCAAUUAGUUUAUACUAGUUCGUGAAAAAGAUAUUGGAUGUUGGAAACGACCUUUGCUAGGGUGAACGGUUAACGCGUUGUUUUGGAUUAUGCUAAGAUGAGAAGAAGCGAGAAAAACUACCUUAAACCGAAACAAGACCCCAAAAAGGGUGAGAACUACCGUGAUGACUUAGUAACAAGUUUUCCACACGCACCAAGUCCAGUGCCUGAGUUUUCAAGGGCGGUAUCCAGUCUGUCACCAGUUUCACUUGGAAGAAAAUUUAGACAGAAUGAUGUGAAACGGCAAGAUAUCGAUCGGAUAGCUACGGCUUCACAGCCACCAAGACAAUUAUCAUCUCGAUUCAUAAAUGUAUCACAUGAUGAACUGAAAGCAUUACCCUUACUAGUUGAGACACCAGCUGGUGAACGUGAAACAUUACUAUUGAAUAAAUUACGAAUGUGUUCGACUUUGUUUGAUUUCAGUGAUAAUACGGCUCAUUUAAAAUCGAAAGAAAUUAAAAGAUUAACAUUGUUAGAAUUAGCUGAGUUUAUUUCAAUAAAUUCUAAUUCUCUCACUGAACCAGUUUAUGUCGGUAUUAUAAACUUAGUUAAAGUUAAUGCUUUUCGAACAAUUUCAACAUUUUAUACAACUACAGAAAUGUCAGACUAUACUGAUAAUGACGAUGAACAAGUGUCAAAUUUGGAACCAUCCUGGCCGCAUCUUCAGUUAGUCUAUGACAUAUUUCUACGCUUCAUUAGCUCACCUGAUUUUCAAGCUUCAUUGGGGAAAAAAUAUUUGGACCAGCAAUUUUUAAAAAAUCUUAUGGAAUUAUUUAAAUCUGAAGAUCCACGUGAAAGAGAAUUAAUCAAAAUGAUACUACAUCGUGUAUAUGGUAAACUUGUUACUUUGAGACCGUUUAUCCGACGGAUGAUUAACUAUAUAUUUCUUCGAUUUGUGUAUGAAGGAGAAGCUCACUGUGGAAUAGCUGAACUGCUUGAAAUACUUGGGAGUAUUAUAAAUGGUUUUCAAACACCAUUGAAGGAAGAACAUAAACAAUUUUUACGCAGAGUUUUGCUUCCUUUACACAAAUCACCAACAAUGAGUCAUUUUCAUGCUCAACUAACUUAUUGUACAACUGAAUUUAUUAAGAAAGAUUCCAGUUUAUUCACAAUGAUUGUUCAUGAUGGUUUACUUCGAUUUUGGCCAAGAACAAAUUCAAUUAAAGAAAUGUUAUUUUUAAAUGAAUUAGAAGCUUGCCUUGAAUGUACUGGACCAAUUGAAUUUCAAGCUAUCAUACCAGAAGUAUUCCCACGUUUAGCGAAAUGUAUAGAAUCUUUGCAUUUUCAAGUUUCUGAAAGAGCUCUUAUGUUUUGGAAUAAUGAAUAUCUACUUUCUUUAAUGUCAGAAAACAUAAACAAAGUAUUGCCCAUUGUUUUUAACUCAUUGGCACGAUCACGUAAUCAUUGGAAUAAAACCGUUCAUGGAUUAAUUUGUAAUGUAUUGAACUGGGCAGUUGAAACAGAUCAAAAACUAGCUGAACAAUGCUCUUCAAAAUUAAUAGAAGAACAGCAAAAAAACAAUGAACGUUUACAAAAACGUCAAGCAUAUUGGAAUCGUGUAGAAUUAGCUGCUCAAAAUGCUAAACAACCUUCUGUAAACUUUCCAGUAACUGUACGCACACCAUCUAUUACUAUAUCACUCUCUGGAAUAAGAAAUAAGUAUCCAAUUGCCAAUUUAUCAAACAACAGAAAUUUAUCAAGUUGGAAUGAAUUUUAUGCAAAAUUAUCGACAUUAUCAACUGAUGCUUCAUCUACUAUUAUAGAAACUACAGAUAGUAGUGAUAAUGUUAGCAGUAUGGGAGAUAAUAGUUUUGUAAAUAACCCUAAAUAUUAUUCUUUGAAUAGUCAACCUAGCGAUUUUACCAGCGCUACACAUGACAGUUUCUUUAUCACAGAUCAUGCAUCACUACCUACUUCAAAUGUGCUUGGAACUUCAUUGGCAAAUAAACUGCCUGAAUUGUCAACAGCUUUACCAAAUGCUUCACAAAUAUCGAAUAAAUUCGAUUCACAGGCUGUACGGGAUCAGCAACAAAGUAGUCAGAUGAUUAAUCCAGUCGAUGUUAUUACAAGAUCAAACAGGACAGUCACUUCAUCGACCAACGUACCAAAUAUAAAUAGGAAAUUAUAUUCACCGAAAACCAAUGACAGUCUCGCACAGACAGCAAGAAAGCCUAUCAGUUCAAUACAAAAACAGCCUCUGAAGUCAAAUACAUCUUUCACAGUCAAUAAGGAUGCAUUGUCGUCACCUGCUGUUUCCUCAGGUCAAAUAACUUCUGGUACAAAUGUCAGUACGGUCAAAACGGAAAGAUCAACAAAUUUAAAACGUACAACAACGCUGAAGUCAUUAAAUACAUAAUCAACUGCUACUUGAAAACAGGUUCCAGAAAGUACGUUCCUAAAUUAAAACAAAACAUAGGCAAAUUUAAAGAGAACUGUUCUUUUACAUAGACUAAACUUGUAAAAACAUUAACGAUAAUAAUGUAUGUUUCCACAAAACAAUUGGAAGGUAGUUUACUAUCGAG